AUGUCUGUCAACUAUAAUUUCGAUGGAAAGGUAGCCCUGAUUACCGGUUCGAGUUCGGGUAUCGGUGCAGCCAUUGCCGAAUUGUUUGCCAAAUCGGGUGCAUCGGUAGUAAUAACUGGCCAUCGAUCGGACGAUGUGGCCCGUGUGGCCAGCCGGUGUUCACAGGUAUUGCCAGCCAAUCAAUUGUCGGCCGAUCGACUAUUGGAAGUGGUAGCCGAUUUUGCCAGUAUGCGCGACAUUGAACGCCUGGUCGAUCAGACUGUCCGCAAGUUUGGCAAACUGGACAUACUGGUCAACUGUGCCGGUUUGUUUGCACAGACCCGAUUCGAGGACAGGGAUUACUAUAGUAAAUAUCAUAGGGUAAUGAUGAUCAACUUGAAUUCGGCUGUCUAUUUGACCCACCUGUGCGUGGAUGAGUUGGCCAAAACUCGCGGUGCGGUUAUCAACAUAUCUAGUAUACGGUCAUUGGUGUCGUGUAAACAGAAUAUACCGUAUAAUAUAUCAAAGGCCGGUCUCGAUAUGUUUACCAAAUGUUUGGCCGCAGAGUUGGGUCCGAAAGGCAUACGAGUUAAUUCAGUCAAUCCCGGUUGUGUAAUGACCAAUAUAUUGACAAACAAUUUGGGUAUCAGUCGGGAGGAAAGCGAACAAAUAGAUACGGCUACCGGUGCCCAAUAUCCGGUUGGCCGGUGUGGCCAAGGUCUAGAUAUUGCCAAUCUGGUCGGCUAUUUGGCCAGUUCGGAGGCAUCGUUCAUUACCGGCAGUAUUGUCGUAGCCGAUGGCGGACAUCUGGCCGCUAAUGUACCGACCGAUUGAUAGUCUCAAACAAAUAAUUAUU
Messenger RNA from Oppia nitens, 835 nucleotides. RefSeq lists its product as uncharacterized. Gene Ontology annotation, molecular function: oxidoreductase activity. The record is from RefSeq and is a predicted model, not a curated record. The coding region runs from base 1 to 813 and encodes 270 amino acids. Lineage: Eukaryota; Metazoa; Arthropoda; Arachnida; Sarcoptiformes; Oppiidae. The transcript has 3 exons.